This is a messenger RNA of Setaria italica (foxtail millet), 1168 nucleotides long. RefSeq names its product calcium load-activated calcium channel. Gene Ontology annotation, cellular component: endoplasmic reticulum membrane; cytoplasm. The coding region runs from base 223 to 843 and encodes 206 amino acids. The transcript has 2 exons. Lineage: Eukaryota; Viridiplantae; Streptophyta; Magnoliopsida; Poales; Poaceae. The record is from RefSeq and is a predicted model, not a curated record. Gene Ontology annotation, biological process: endoplasmic reticulum calcium ion homeostasis. Gene Ontology annotation, molecular function: calcium channel activity.
AAGGCCACAGCGGCCAGCGCGCAUCGGAGCCGAGCCAACCACGGAAGUACGGAACCACCCCGCGGCAGUCAAUCACGCCCCGAAAAGAAAAACCCCCCCGGACCGUUCCGCUACCGCAGCCAAAUCGAGAUCUCCUCCCCGUGCCGAAUCCCACCCCUCCCGGACCCGGCCGACCGCCGCAUCGCAUCGGGCGGAGGAGCCGAAGAAGCACUGGAAGAGGAGAUGGCCUCGGCGCUGUCCUCCUUGCGCUACGGCGACAGCCUCUCGGUGGUGGCCAUCUCCGCCGCGACGGCCGUGCUCUGCGAGGCAAUCUCCUGGCUCCUCAUCUACCGCACCGCCACCUACAACUCCCUCCGCGCCUCCAUCGAGCGCCACUCCCGCAAGCUCGACGCCAUGAAGUCCGGCGCCGGCUCCUCCGCCUCCUCCUCCUCCUCCGGCGGCGGCGGAUCCUCCUCCGCGCAGCCCGCCUCGUCGCGGGCCAAGAAGAUGGACCGCGUCGAGACCAGCCUCAAGGACGCCGCGCGGGAGCUCUCGCUCGCCAAGCUCAAGUCGGGCGCCGUCGUCGCCGCCGUGCUCUUCGUCGUCUUCGGCCUCCUCAACUCGCUCUUCGAGGGCCGCACCGUCGCCAAGCUGCCCUUCGCGCCCGUGCCGCUCGUCCAGCGGAUGAGCCACCGAGGGCUGCCCGGGAACGACCCCACCGACUGCUCCAUGGUCUUCCUCUACUUCCUCUGCUCCAUGAGCAUCCGAACCAACCUCCAGAAGCUGCUUGGCUUCGCACCGCCACGCGCGGCUGCUGCGGCCGGCGGGGGCCUCUUCCCCAUGCCCGAUCCCAAAGUGAAUUGAGCUGUGUUUAUCACAACCAUGGGCUCAUCUGCGAGAAGAGUGAAUCUGAGCGAAGGAAUAUAAUCGUCGCCCUGGGAAGAACGUGAUGUAGACUGUACCAAUAGGCGUAUCAAAUUCAAUUUCCACAACUCACCGGUCUGCCUGUUGCAUCGGUGAUCUGCAAACGUGAAGGUUGACUUAUUUAUUGCAUAGGCUGAACAAAUGAACACGAAUUACUUGCUACCAGGCAGGAAGUGUGCAGCCUAAUUUUCUGCCUAAUUCUAUACUAGGAUUUGAUUGAGGUCUAAUACCAUCCUGAUCUACAGAGUGCUUUUAUAUUCACCGA